Molecule: messenger RNA, 963 nt
Organism: Closterium sp. Yama58-4
Lineage: Eukaryota; Viridiplantae; Streptophyta; Zygnematophyceae; Desmidiales; Closteriaceae
Source: the annotation of a GenBank genome assembly
AUGUUUCAAGCAGCAUCUUCCUCCAGGAGACCCGCCAUGGCUGCCGUAGUCCUCUCGUUACUCCUCAUCUCGAAUCUCCUACCGUACCAGGCCCAGGCAACCAGCGCUGCCGCGAUAGCACCAAUCCCCGUUUUAAGCGACAUCGAAUUAACACGGCUCAAAAUCUACGAGGGGGUUCUACACCAACUCGCCAUGAAUCAACUGCAAAAGACUCUUCCGGGGAAAAUCGCCGCGCUGCCGCCCACCCCGUUUUCCAACAUGACCUCCCAAGUGAUCGUCCUAGAUCGCGCGUUCCUCGUCGCGAAGGGUUACAAGUUUCACGAGUUCGCCCUGCCGCCAGGUCUCGCAAUCGACACCACGGCGAAGCAGGUCGCGCUGGUCUACAACACUCUGCCGAACGACACGGCACCAUUCAAGCCAGCCGACGACGGGAUCGAGUUCAUGCCAUUUUUCACGGGCCUCGAUAUUGUCGCGUAUCCUCCUGUCGCGACACCGGGCGCCGCUUUCGGCAAGUCGUUACAAGUGACGGCGCCGGCAGGGUCACCCAUUGUAAUCACGUUCCCGGCCCCGGUCACGGAUCCGAAGUAUCCGCCGCAAUGUGCGGUGUUUAGUGCCGCAGGAGGGCCUAAGUACCUGACCACAACGGUGAACGCCGCCGCGAAAACGAUCACCUGCAAGAGCUCCACACUCGCGGAGUUUACGCUCGCGUCAGGCCCCUCCGUUCCCCUUCCGCCGACACCUCCGCCCACGCCUGCGCCCACGCCUGCGCCCACACCUGCGCCCGAGCCUGCUCCCACACCUGCGCCCGAACCUGCGCCAGCGGCUCCUUCGAAGCAGCUCGAAGCCAUGGCUCUCGCCGCGGAAAAGGCGGCGAGUCUCGAGACGGCGCUUAUCGGCGCGAGUCGCACUCCCGCCGCUGGCUCGCUGCGAACAAAGGCGAAGCUGGAAAACGAAACGUUUUGA